AUGUCUUUCCAUUUCCCUCCCCUCACGCCCGUGAAACGAGUGGCUGCUUCUGCGGGCCUAGGACCCAUCCUAGGGGCCUUCAAAGACGACGGCGUCGUAGUCAUCGAGGGUUUCUUCACCCCGGAGCAGGUGAACGAGCUCAACGAUGACCUGACUCCGCCGCUCGAGAAGGUCAAAAAUGGGCCCUCUCUCAAAGACCCCGAAAUCGCGCGCUACCACGGCUCUAACACCAAGCGGAUGUCAAACAUGUCCACCCACAGUAGGGUCUUCCGCACGCAGACGCUUGACAAUGACCUGCUGCAUGAUAUCUGCACGGCAAUCUUCGCCAAGGACUCUGGGGAUUACUGGCUGAACACCGCCCUGGUGAUUGAUAUUGGCCCGGGGAACAAGGCGCAGCCACUGCACCGCGACGAAGAGCAACAUCCCGUCUUCCGCACCGUCGGCCCCGGGGGUAUCGAGGCCGGUGUUAACUUCUUCAUCGCACUCACCCGGUUCACUGACGAGAAUGGCGCCACGCGGAUGAUUCCAGGGAGUCACAAGUGGCCGAAGGAUGCGACCCGCACCGACGGCCUGGAGAUUGAAGCUCCUCAUGGGACUCUCCCCGUGGAGAUGAACGCUGGCGACGUCGCGUUGUUCAGUGGACGGAACAUUCACGGCGGAGGCGCCAACCGCACCCGGGAUGAACGUCGGCGCGGGGUGGCCAUGAGUAUCCAAGCUUCUUACCUCACACCCGAAGAAGCUCACACCUUGCUGGUGCCGUUGGACAAGGUUCGCGAGAUGAGUCCCCGCGCGCAGAAGAUGCUUGGCUUCCGCUCCCAAUUCCCCAAAGAUACGCCAGGCAUCUGGAUGAGUGACAUGAGGGAGAUCGCCGAGGUGCUCGGCUUGGAGAGAGAUGCGAAUAGCAAGACGGACUACUAGGGUGGUUGACUGCCUGGAGAG
Molecule: messenger RNA, 939 nt
Organism: Aspergillus uvarum CBS 121591
Lineage: Eukaryota; Fungi; Ascomycota; Eurotiomycetes; Eurotiales; Aspergillaceae
Product: monooxygenase sphC
Exons: 1
Coding region: 1-918 (305 amino acids)
Source: RefSeq, a predicted model, not a curated record